AUGCAUUGUCACUCAGAUUGGAAAGCUGCCUCCGGUGAGAGUGGAAAGUUUUUCGGAUGCAAAAUUGGAACUGAUAAACCCAAGGAAAUGCCCACAUGCCUUUUGAUGAUGGUGUGGUUUGAUUGUGGUGGAAGGUCGCAAUUUGAGGUUCUGGGUUUGGUCACUGUUUUGCUGGAAGAAGAAGAAAAUGUACAGGGGUGGGUCGAUUUGGUAUUGUUUUACGUUGUUGAUGUAACGUAUGUAUUGCUGGAAUGGUGGGCUGCUGGUAUUGGCUACUAUAUUAAUCCCACUGUCUUAUCUAAUGUUAAGGAUGAUAUGUUGAUUGCACAGGAUGAUAUUUUUGGUCCAGUACAGUCCAUCUUAAAAUUUAAGGAUCUUGAUGAAAUGGUACGGAGAGAUAAUAGUUCUCAGUAUGGUCUAGCUGCUGGAGUAUUUUCACAGAACAUUGACACUGCAAACACCUUGGCACGAGCCUCGAGAGUUGGGAUGGUAUGGAUUAAUUGCUUUGAUACAUUUAAUUCUACAAUUCCUUUUGGUGGCUAUAAGAUGAGUGGUCAGGGAAGAGAAAAGGGAGAAUAUGGUCUCAGGAAUUACUUACAAGUGAAGUCAGUUGUGACGCCAUUGAAGAGUCCAGCAUGGUUAUAAACAUAAUCCUCUUAAGCAAUUUUUACAAAUAAAACUAAACCAUCAUGAUAUCAAAUUACUCUAGUUUAUGAUGUUGAUGACGAUAAAUGUUGGAUUUCUUUCAAA
Solanum tuberosum (potato) is the source of this 750-nucleotide messenger RNA. Its product is annotated as aldehyde dehydrogenase family 2 member B7, mitochondrial-like. Lineage: Eukaryota; Viridiplantae; Streptophyta; Magnoliopsida; Solanales; Solanaceae. Gene Ontology annotation, molecular function: oxidoreductase activity, acting on the aldehyde or oxo group of donors, NAD or NADP as acceptor. The transcript has 5 exons. The record is from RefSeq and is a predicted model, not a curated record. The coding region runs from base 1 to 645 and encodes 214 amino acids.